AUGUCUUUAUCACGCGAGACCUCACCCAUAGUGCCUGUCUCCGGCAGCCGAAACAUCCUCAUCACCAGCGCUUUGCCGUACGUGAACGACAUGCCACACCUGGGCAACAUCAUCGGCUCCGUGCUCUCCGCCGACGUCUUCGCCCGCUAUUGUCGAGCGCGCGGUCUCAACACCCUGUAUAUCGGCGGCACAGAUGAAUACGGCACAGCUACGGAGAUCAGGGCAGGCAAAGACGGCUGCACCCCCAAGGAGCUUUGCGACCGAUUCCACAAGAUUCACGCAGAUAUUUACCAGUGGUUCAACAUCAGCUUCGACAAGUUCGGGCGCACCACGACUCAGAACCAGACGGACAUUGCGCAGCAGAUCUUUCUCAAGGUGCAUGAGAAUGGGUUCUUGCACGAGCGCGUGACGAGCAGGCUCUACUGUGAAACACAUGAGAGGUUUCUAGCAGAUCGCUACGUGAUCGGCGACUGCCCCCAUUGUGGCAAAGAGGCCAAAGGUGAUGAAUGCGACACAUGCGGCUCAUUCGACGAUGCCAUCGACCUCAAGAACCCUCGGUGCAACUUGGACGCAUGUGGGUCCACGCCUAUUACACGGGACACGAAGCACUUAUUCUUCAGACUGGACAGGUUGCAGUCACAGGUCGAAGCCUUCUCCAACGAAUCAGCGGAGAAGGGCAAAUGGCCAAACAACGGAAAGGGACAAACCGUGGGCUGGUUGAAACAAGGCCUCAAGGAACGCAGCAUCACACGGGACAUCAAAUUCGGCACGCCAGUCCCUCCUAGCCUGUCGAGCUACGAAGACAAGGUCAUUUACAACUGGUUCGAUGCCCCCAUUGGGUAUUUGUCCAUCACAGCUGAGUAUACAGAAAAGUGGCGGGACUGGUGGCAGCCAGAAAAUCCAGAAGACGUCCAGCUCUACCAAUUCAUCGGGAAGGACAACGUUUUCUUCCACUCCAUCUUCUUCCCCGCUACUCAGAUCGCUACCGGGGAGAACUGGACUAAGGUCCACCAUCUAUCUACAACAGACUACCUACAAUACGAGGGGACCAAAUUCUCAAAGUCGAAGGGCAUCGGUGUGUUUGGCGACCAGGCCAAGAACAGUGGAAUAAAAGCCGACGUAUGGCGGUUCUACCUACUCUAUUACAGGCCAGAGGACAGAGACACGGACUUCACAUGGGACGCCUUCAUCGCCGCGAACAACAACCUCCUACUCAAGAAAUUGGGCAACUUCGUCAACCGCGUCAUUAAGUUUGUCAACAAUCCCAGGUACUACGACGGCGUGGUUCCAGACAGCACACAAUUCCAGGAAUACGGCGGCUCUUUGCUCAAAUGGGAGGAAAGAAUAAACAGCCUGCUCGGCUCCUACGUCUCCCACCUUGACGCCGUCGAGCUGCGCUCGGGGCUGGCCACCAUCCUUGAGAUCUGUGACGCUGGGAACGAGCUAGCUCACGAGGCCCACGGGCUCUUUCUUGAGGAGGAGGCAACAUGCGCGGCUAUUAUAUGCGGCUGCCUCAACCUGAUCUACCUCCUCGCUGUCCUUUUGCAGCCGUUCCUCCCAGAUACAGCCGAGUCAAUAACCAGGCAGUUACGCGUGGAGCCUGUACUUGAUAUCCCGGACGUCUUUGACUGUGGUUACAUUGCACCUGGUCACAAGCUUGGCGAAGCAGAACCUUUAUUUACCAAGGUCGAUCCGAAACAGGCGGAGGAGUGGAAGGCACAGUGCGGUGACGAGGCCAUGGGAUCGAAGGAGGCAACAUGCAAGAAGAAGGAGAUAAAAAAGACAAAGAAUGGAAAGACAGAGAUUUCGGGUUCGCCAAAUGGCACAGAGUGGAGGAAGGGGAAGGAGUCACGAGAAGAGCAGCAAGCCGAGGCGAAAUCUGCGGCUGCAGCGCCCGGUGCGAACACCGCGGUCGAGAACGAAAUUGCGCGCGCUCUUAAUCGAUUGUCCUUUGAAUGA
Diaporthe amygdali is the source of this 1959-nucleotide messenger RNA. RefSeq lists its product as uncharacterized. NCBI's taxonomy places the organism in Eukaryota, Fungi, Ascomycota, Sordariomycetes, Diaporthales, Diaporthaceae. The coding region runs from base 1 to 1959 and encodes 652 amino acids. Gene Ontology annotation, biological process: methionyl-tRNA aminoacylation. The transcript has a single exon. Gene Ontology annotation, molecular function: ATP binding; methionine-tRNA ligase activity. The record is from RefSeq and is a predicted model, not a curated record. Gene Ontology annotation, cellular component: aminoacyl-tRNA synthetase multienzyme complex; cytosol.